GAAGUAGGUUUGAACUUUGUUCCUUCUCUGUGUGACUGGCUCUCGGAUAAGUUCUCGUGCAAACCUUGGUGUCUCUGUGUUUGGCUUGCAAUGCCUUGGGCAAGACCUGGUUCAGGAACAGCUCCUCUCAAAUGGAUGGGGUUUAAAAACCCCCUCAGGCUGUGCUGCUAAGAGAGGUGUCCCUGAGACCAGUGCGGGUGUGUAAUAAGGACCAAACAGGGAAAGCCAGGCAUGGCUAAUGGAUCACAUGAGACCCCGGCUUCUCCUCUACCUCGGCUUCCCGGUGUCAACAGCCUCCAAAGAGGACACACCUGAAGUCUUCCCUUUUUUUUUUCCAUUCUCAGCCUUUCCUCUCCUCUGCCUGUCUUGGAGUUCUGCCAAAAUAUUAAGUGAUCGUGGGGCUGACUCUUGUACAGCAAAUGUUCAGUAAGAUGCCUUUACACUUCUCAUUUGGCUAAUCAUUUAAUUCCACGUACCAAGAAAAAGGAAAUGAAACACAAAAAGAAUUGAGCAAAACAGGAGUAUGCCAACGCAGACAGACUGAACAGCACCUUUCCUGGGGCUCUGAGAUCACACAGGGUUAAAGAGCGCAUCUGGGGCACACACCGCCCGGGACAGCGGGCGUAAGGGAGCUGCGAGGUCCCCGGAACAGGAGUGAAGAAAGGGAACAGGGGGACGGGCGCCGGGAACCGUGUAGCAGAAUGAAACAUGACUGACGACUCCCAGAGAAACUUCCGUUCAGUAUAUUAUGAAAAAGUGGGGUUUCGUGGAGUUGAAGAAAAGAAAUCAUUAGAAAUUCUCCUCAAAGAUGACCGUCUGGACAUCGAGAAACUCUGUACUUUCAGUCAGAGGUUCCCGCUCCCGUCCCUGUACCGGGCGUUGGUCUGGAAGGUGCUCCUAGGAAUCCUGCCUCCGCACCACGAGUCCCACGCCCGGGUGAUGGCCUACCGCAAGGAGCAGUACUCGGACGUCCUCCACGCCCUGGACGUCAUCCGCUUCGUCAGUGACGCCACGCCCCAGGUCGAGGUCUUUCUCUACAUGCAUCGGCUGGAGUCUGGGAAGCUGCCCCGAAGUCCGUCCUUUCCACUGGAGCCGGAAGAUGAAGUCUUUCUUGCCAUUGCCAAGGCCAUGGAGGAGAUGGUGGAGGACAGUGUCGACUGUUACUGGAUCACGCGAUGCUUCGUGAACCAGUUAGAUAGCAAGUACCGGGACUUUCUGCCCCAGCUGCCGAAGGCAUUUGAACAGUACUUGAAUCUAGAAGACAGCAGGCUGCUGAGCCAUCUGAAGGCGUGCUCUGCAGUGUCCAGACUGCCCUAUGAUCUCUGGUUCAAGAGGUGCUUUGCCGGGUGCUUGCCGGAACCCAGUUUACAGAGGGUUUGGGAUAAAGUUGUCAGUGGAUCCUGUAAGAUACUAGUUUUUGUGGCUGUGGAAAUUCUCUUAACCUUUAAAAUAAAAGUAAUGGCCCUGAACAGUGCAGAGAAGAUAACGAAGUUUCUGGAAAAUAUUCCCCAGGACAGCUCGGAUGCCAUUGUGAGCAAGGCCAUCGACUUAUGGCACAAACACUGCGGGACCCCUGUCCAUUCCGCCUGAACACUGUGACACUGUGGACAGUCGGCCAGGCCUGCCCAGAGCAUUCUGUGCUUGCGAUGUGAUCCCAGCUGAUGAGAGGAGAGGGCUCCGGCCUCGGUGCUCAAAGUGUAAUUGUCUUUCCAGUAAAGUGGUUGAAGACAUCUGGAGUCGCUGUGCUGUGAAGUGGCAUCUUUAGGUUACACAGUACAGUGUUCAGCCCGGAAGAGCAUUUUGAAAGGGUCGUUUGAAAAUAGCUCCCGGCUUUUAAGGUGGUUGCGUCGGGGUGGGUGGUGCCUCCGACAGCAGGUGUAACCGAGCCUGCCUGCCUCUCUGAUCAGCACCACGCUGGUUACUUUCCGAGGUCUGUUUCUGGAAAGAAGAACAAUUUCCUUUUGUUGACAACUCAUGAUUUGGCUUUUGUCGGUGUGGUAGCUGUUGAAAUCGGACUUUCUAGGUCUUGUGAAAACCUAAAUCUGCUUUCUGAGACUUCAUCUUGCUAAAUAGGUUUAAAUAAAGGCCUUACUUUUUUUCCCCCUUCUUA
Molecule: messenger RNA, 2110 nt
Organism: Sus scrofa (pig)
Lineage: Eukaryota; Metazoa; Chordata; Mammalia; Artiodactyla; Suidae
Gene: TBC1D7
Product: TBC1 domain family member 7
Biological process (GO): negative regulation of TOR signaling; activation of GTPase activity
Molecular function (GO): GTPase activator activity
Source: RefSeq, a predicted model, not a curated record